Messenger RNA from Yamadazyma tenuis ATCC 10573, 453 nucleotides. RefSeq names its product cytochrome c oxidase subunit Va (gene COX5). Lineage: Eukaryota; Fungi; Ascomycota; Pichiomycetes; Serinales; Debaryomycetaceae. Gene Ontology annotation, biological process: mitochondrial electron transport, cytochrome c to oxygen. The record is from RefSeq and is a predicted model, not a curated record.
AUGUUUCGUCAUUCUAUCCAGAGAUUAACUAUUCGUAGUCAAUCAACCGUGACCAAGGCAAACACCAGAGUUUUGUCCAAUGCUUACGUUGGCCAGUUGGACAAAAGAUGGGAGUCCUUACCAAAAGAAGAUCAAACUGCCUUAAUAGAUGAGUUAAAGUCCAGACAGGAAUUGCCAUGGCAACAGUUGUCGGCCGAAGAAAAGAAGGCUGCUUAUUAUAUUUCGUUUGGAGAAUGGGGGCCCAGAAAACCUCUUUAUGGACCUGGUGACAGAUCAAAGGUGUUUUGGGGUACCGUGGCUGGGUUGGUCAGUGGAGUGGCUUUGUUUGCAGCCGUGAGAGUGUUUGCAGCUCCAGGUCCUUCGACCUUGAACAGAUCAUGGCAAGAAGCUUCUGACGACUACUUAAAAUCCAAGAAUGCCAAUCCUUUCACUGGCUACUCUCAAGUCCAAUAA